Molecule: messenger RNA, 1572 nt
Organism: Schistosoma bovis
Lineage: Eukaryota; Metazoa; Platyhelminthes; Trematoda; Strigeidida; Schistosomatidae
Source: the annotation of a GenBank genome assembly
CAGGUCCUUUUCGCCAGCGUCUAAAUCACCAAGAUUCCCUUCGAUUUGGUCGAUUUUUUUCCAAAUAUUGGAAAUAUUAAUGGUUUUUGAAUUAUCUGGAAAAACGUAAAUAUUCCUCCAGGCUGGGAGGUCGGUAUUAUUCUACGGGUCACGCCCAAUAAAAAUUCGAGUGCAAUUCAUUACAUCAGCACGUGGUUGGGGCUCCAUCCGUUGACUCUUUCAAAAGAAAGUUAGAUCAAUUGAGACCACCAUUGCCAGGACUAGCACAGGCCAUUAAGCCUUCUGUCCUUUCUGAACUGAAACUGAAAGGCUUGAUCAACCCAAGCCUGUUAGCCUUGCUACUUACUCUCCGUAUCUUCAUGUUAUCUUCAAGUGUGUUAAUGGCGUAAACGUUCUUGGUAGUUAGUUGACAUAUGUGUCAAAUAAUAACCAAUGCAUCUGCACCAUAGUGUGAAAGUGUUGGAGAAUCAAAUACAAUAUAUAGCGGUAUUCUGCUCACAGAAACUACCACUUAGAUUGCAUCCCAUUAACUUUCACUCUUCGCUCUCAAUAUCUGGGUACCUUCUGGUCCAGGACUUUCAGGAAAAUCUCAACUUCUUUUUGCGGUUGUGUUUAUAUCACGUUACGUGGAUUUGUUUUUCAAUUUCAUUUCACUGUAUAACACCAUCAUGAAGCUUUUCUUUAUCAUUUGCUCUUGUGCGACCGUCUACUUCAUGUAUUUCAAAUUCAAGGCUACAUACGAUUCUAAUCAUGAUACAUUUGCUGUGUAUUUGUUGCUGAUCCCCAGUCUGCUUCUAGGAUUAGUGGCCAAUUACGAAUUUUCUUUAUAUGAGGUAAGGCCUUCAAUACAGAUUUUUCGAUUUUCACUUUGAUAAUUUGGCUGAAACAAACAAUUUACAGUUAGGUAUUGUAAUGGCGCAUCCGUUUAGACUGGCUCACACCAAACAAUCCAAAACAACCAGCUUUUAUAACGACACUGAUUAGGCAAAACAAGAAAAAAAACCAAAAUGAGACUGAGUACGUAACUCUGGAAUUGUAAUUCUAUUGUCCAAAUUAAUUUUAGAGGUAAUCCAUCCUCAUCACUAUAACUGAUUAAAGUCUAUGUCACUUAAGGUCUCCAGCUGAUGAAUUAUAUUAUAUAUGAACAUAAAGCUUGAUGUUUCUUACACGUUUGAGAUAACUUUUAAGGUACUGUGGGCUUUCUCAAUUUACUUGGAAUCGGUUGCUAUUAUGCCUCAGUUGUUUAUGAUUAGCAAAACUGGCGAAGCUGAAACAAUCACUUCUCACUACUUAUUUGCGUUAGGAUCGUACCGUGCGUUGUAUUUGUUCAACUGGAUAUACCGUUAUGUUUUUGAUGAUUAUCUCGACUAUAUUGCUGUUGUUGCGGGUAUUGUACAAACAUUAUUAUAUUGUGACUUCUUCUAUUUGUAUAUAGCUAAAGUUAUGAAAGGACGUGACUUACGACUACCUGCCUGAUCUCUACUAAUUUCCAAUAUUUAUAUUUUUGACUUUAUGAUGUUUUUGCUUUGUUUCUCUAUAGUUGUGUUAUAAAAUAAAAUGGUCUUAUGCAUC